Aspergillus novofumigatus IBT 16806 is the source of this 1530-nucleotide messenger RNA. RefSeq names its product MFS transporter. The coding region runs from base 106 to 1344 and encodes 412 amino acids. Gene Ontology annotation, biological process: transmembrane transport. Gene Ontology annotation, molecular function: transmembrane transporter activity. The record is from RefSeq and is a predicted model, not a curated record. Gene Ontology annotation, cellular component: membrane. Lineage: Eukaryota; Fungi; Ascomycota; Eurotiomycetes; Eurotiales; Aspergillaceae. The transcript has 9 exons.
UGUAUACCUCCACCUACGGGCAGCUGAUGAAGGACCUUGAUUGUUCUCCAAUUGUGGCUACUCUCGGCCUCUCCUUCUUCAUUUGGGGCUUGGGUAAGUCUGCCUAUGAGUCUCACUGCGUGGUUUGCGGGAAUUGACCAGAGGCUGCUCGUAGGAAUCGGACCGUUGUUUCUGGCGCCAUUGUCGGAGUUCUAUGGCCGAAAGUGGAUUUACAUCGUCUCGUUUACCUUCUUUUUGAUCUGGUUGAUCCCGUGUGCCGUGGCGCAGAACAUCCAGACCAUGAUCGUAAGCCGUUUCUUCAACGGCCUUGCUGGCAGUGCUUUUCUCAGCGUUGCAGGAGGUACAGUGGGCGAUUUGUUUGACCGCCACGAACUCAGUGCUCCUAUGAUGCUAUACACGGCUUCUCCUUUCAUCGGUCCAGAAGUGGGCCCGCUGGUUGGUGGGUUCAUUAACCAGUUCACGAUAUGGCGCUGGACGUUUUAUGUGCUUCUCAUCUGGUCCGGUGUCCUUCUGGUCUCGAUUAUCCUGUUUGUUCCCGAGACCUAUCACCCAGUACUCCUCCGGCGCAAGGCGCAAAAGCUCCGCAAAGAAACGGGAGACGACAGAUGGAAGGCUCCAAUCGAACGAAUGAACCGCUCGGUAGCACGGACUAUCCUACGAUCUACCUACCGGCCGUGGCUUCUAUUGGCGCUGGAGCCAAUGUGUUUGAACCUCUGUAUAUUCUCUGCCAUCCUGCUGGGUAUCCUCUAUCUUUUCUUUGGUGCUUUCCAGCUCGUCUUCGGCAACGUAUACGGCUUCGAGCUAUGGCAAAGAGGUCUGUCGUUCCUCGGUCUCUUUGUUGGCAUGGUCUUUGCCAUCCUAUCUGAUCCUUUCUGGCGUCGAGUCUAUGUUCGCUUGGAAAAGAAUCACGAAAAAGCUGUUGGGAAAUCAGAUGAUUUCCAACCCGAAUGGCGGCUACCUCCAGCAAUCCUUGGAGGUCCGCUCGUCACCAUAGGACUCUUCAUAUUUGCCUGGACCAUCUAUCGUCAUGUGCACUGGAUUGUACCACUGAUUGGCAGUGCGUUCUUCGGGGCCGGAACCAUCCUCGUAUACUCGGGUGUAUUUACUUUUCUGGUUGAUGCCUACCCAACGUACGCCGCGAGCGCUCUGGCAGCGAACAGUUUUGCUCGCUCGACAUUUGGUGGUGUCUUUCCAUUGUUCGGUAACCAAAUGUACAAUAAUCUGGGUUAUCAUUGGGCGACAUCGCUGCUGGCCUUUCUGACACUUGCCAUGUCACCAUUUCCGUACAUAUUCUUCCGAUAUGGCAGCCGUAUCAGAAAGAAGAGUCGAUUUGCUACACGAUAGACGACCAACGUUGUUGCCGCCGCGUAUCGAGCGUGCAUUGUCAUGGUGCCUCGACAUACUGCGACCGAGCUAUUGCUUGCUGCUUUCAUGCUAAAAGUUUUACCUGGCAAGGGUUGUACAUCUAAACAUAGACGCAUGCAUCCAUGCAGACAUACACUUACUAGAAUACACCUAAUGCAUAGAAUC